Messenger RNA from Exophiala aquamarina CBS 119918, 1818 nucleotides. Its product is annotated as tRNA uridine 5-carboxymethylaminomethyl modification enzyme GidA. NCBI's taxonomy places the organism in Eukaryota, Fungi, Ascomycota, Eurotiomycetes, Chaetothyriales, Herpotrichiellaceae. Gene Ontology annotation, cellular component: cytosol. Bases 1 to 1818 code for a protein of 605 amino acids. Gene Ontology annotation, molecular function: flavin adenine dinucleotide binding. Gene Ontology annotation, biological process: tRNA methylation; tRNA wobble uridine modification. The record is from RefSeq and is a predicted model, not a curated record. The transcript has a single exon.
AUGAUCCGCGAGAUCGACGCUUUGGACGGAGUCGCUGGGCGAAUAAUUGACAAGGCGGGCAUACAAUUUCGAAUGCUGAACGUGAAAAAGGGACCUGCGGUUUGGGGACCGAGGGCUCAGAUCGACAGGGAUCUUUACAAGACAUAUAUGCGGGAGGAGAUGCUCUCCACGCCGAAUUUGAGUAUCCUAGAAGGCAAAGUGGCGGACAUAAUAGUUUCGAAGGAGAACAUUCAUCCUCGAGACACGGUCUCCCAAGGUCGGAUUUCUGGGAUUCGUCUCGAGGAUGGUCAAGUCGUUCCUGCGUCUCAGGUGGUGAUUACAACUGGCACCUUCUUGGGUGGAGAAAUUCAUAUUGGUCUGGAAGCCUACCCAUCAGGGCGCAUGGGUGAAGCGGCAACGUUUGGUCUCAGCAAGUCGUUGCGAAGUGCAGGAUUUACACUUGGAAGGCUGAAAACGGGAACGCCACCACGAUUGGAUCGAGAUUCAAUCGACUUCAGUCGUCUGGAGAUCCAACCUGGAGACUCCCCCCCAAAUCCAUUUUCUUAUCUCAAUGAUACUGUUCAAAUAGGCGACAAGGGUCAACUCAAUUGCUGGACCACAUACACCAAUGACGCAUCUCACGCGAUCAUUCGUGCAAAUCUAGACAAGACGAUACAUAUUCGUGAGACUGUGAAAGGUCCUCGAUAUUGUCCAUCCCUGGAAUCCAAGAUCAUCAAAUUUGGGCACAAAUCACAGCACAUGAUAUGGCUGGAACCCGAAGGACUCGAACCAAAUAAGGUUAUUUAUCCCAAUGGCAUGAGCAUGACAGUACCAGCGGAUGCCCAGUACGCAAUGUUGAAAACAAUUGUUGGGCUUGAGAAUGUGAAGAUGCUUCAAGCCGGAUACGGGGUGGAGUAUGAUUACAUUGACCCUCGCAACCUGUUUGCCACUCUGGAAACGAAACUCAUCAAAGGUCUUUUCCUCGCAGGUCAGAUCAAUGGCACUACAGGAUACGAGGAGGCUGCUGCUCAGGGUAUUGUCGCCGGAAUCAACGCAGGUUUAGCGGCGCAAGGCAAAGAGCCAUUUACCCUUUCUCGCGCCGAAGCAUUUAUUGGCAUUCUUAUCGACGACUUGAUAACUAAAGGGGUAUCAGAGCCAUAUCGAAUGUUCACUAGUCGCAGCGAAUACCGCAUGAGUUGCAGAUCGGACAAUGCGGAUUUGAGGUUGACCGAAAAAGGACGCGAUGCUGGAGUUGUUGGAGACACUCGAUGGACACACUUUGCAAAUACCCGCAGCGAAAUGGCAGAGUUGCGGAAGACACUGGAAGAUGUCAAGCUAUCAAGCUCGGAAUGGCUCAAGCUCGGCAUGAAUGUCAGAACAGAUUCUAGCCGGCGAUCCGCAUUCGACUUGCUCCGGACAAAAAGCAUGGAUGUCAAUUCGAUUGCCAGCCGCACACCUGGUCUGUCAUCUACGACAUCUAACUACUCCGACUUGAUCAAAAGACGAGUGCUGAUUGAGAGCAACUACACACCUUACAUUGCCAGGCAACAGAAGAAUGCUGAUUCGUUCGAACGGGAUGAAUCGCUGUCCUUGCCUACCAAUCUCGACUACGAUAAAAUAUUUGGGUUGAGCUUCGCAGAGAAGGAGGUUUUGAAGCUCGUUCGGCCUGCAAGUAUCGGAAUGGCGAGACGGGUCGAGGGUGUCACACCCAGUGGAGCCUUACGGUUGCUCCAGUACGUUCGGACAGGCUCAAAGGCCGUUCGCAGUCCGACGGUGCCUGGUGAUGACCUACUGCAAUCUGAGCAAGAAGAGGCCGAAGGCGCGAUUGGCGCUGCUUGA